UUUUCAUGCAUUCACGGGGUUUCAAGGGUCGGUGUACCAAGUUUAGAAUCAUAAAAUCUCUCGAAGCGACAUGAGCAGUGUAAAUGAUAAAUAAAAGGCUUGUGUGUUUUUUCGAAUUUAGUCAACCUUGUGUCAUCGUUUGGAGUGGACAGUGCGCCAUUGACUUCUCGCGAUAAAAAUAUAAAACAAGCAAUGUGUUUAUCGUUGUUCGUAACUUGUUUAGAAAAACGGCUUAUGUUUUAAAAUCGGAAUGUGAUAGAAGAAAAGACAUUAUAUCCGUUAUGGCCGAUUUAGAUUCACGUGAAAGAACGAAGUGUAGUGGUUCCAGGAACGGACCGCAGUUUAGAUCAUGGAUUUGGUGUAUACUAAUAAAGUGUUUGAUAAGUUUUCCUUGCAUAUUUUCAAAAUGUCUAGGUGUAGAUAUAACAGUGGCAUUGUACCCUCAAGGUGACAUAACAGUUCCUUAUGGUGAUCCUUUAGAAAUAUUUUGUAUUGCCGAAAACUUUUCGUCUAACGACAUAGAGUUUUCACUCGCUGGCAAACAUAUCGAGUCUGAGAUUGUAAACAGUACCACCAGAAGAUUGUACAUCAAGAAACCUGAAAAGCAAGUUAACUCUUACUACUGUAGAAAUAAUAAGACUGGAAAGAAAUGUGUUUCCCGUGUGUUAGUCGAAAGUAUUCCAGCAUAUGUGAAGGACUUUAACUGCCUGUCAAAGAAUCUCGAUAUACUAAAUUGUUCUUGGACGAGUCCGGAAUCAUAUAGCAAUAUUAACUAUUCCGUAACCUUCUCUAUCAAUGGUAAUUUAGUGAAAUCACCAUGUAUUGCAGAAAAAGUUGAAAAUUCAUUUACAAGAUACUGUGUGUGGAAUACAAGCAGCCAGCCUAGGUACAGGCAGCAAGAGGAGACGCAGUUCUUCCACCUAAUAGCUUGUAACGUGUUUGGAUGUAUUAAACAAAACUUCAGUAUAGAUCACUAUUCAAUUGUCAAACCAGAUCCACCGAGUGACUUGAGAGUAGUGAAGAAUGGUAGCCACAGUGUUGUCUUAAAGUGGAGUGUUCCUAACAACAUAGUGGACCUGUUAACAUGUGGUGUUGAUCAUAUAAUAGAAUAUCAAAUCGCUAAAAUUGAUAAUACAACAUAUUUCCACACAGUAGAUGCAUCGUCUCUUCCUCCAAAAAAUAAAACAUAUAGGUUUCAGUUAACUAAUUUACCAUAUGCCCACAUGCAGUACGAAGUAAGGGUAUACAUUAAAUCAAAAAAAGCAGUUAAAAGAGAGUUUUGGUCAGAUUUUUCAUAUGCAGUUUUCUAUACAGCUAGUGAGAGACCAAAGAGACCUCCUGAUAUGAUUGCAGGUGCUUUUAAUCAAGCCACUUACUAUAACAGUAGAAUCAUAUAUGUGUAUUGGAAACAACUUGAGGAGUAUGAAGAGGCAGGCGCUAACUUCACAUAUAAAGUACUUGUGUCUCAAGGUAACAAGACUGAAACUGUGUUUCCUGACAAGAAUAAGAGCCUGAGCUAUGUAAGUCUAAAUGCUACUCUAGACGCACUGGACGUGUCCGUGUGGUCUUUUAAUAUAAACGGUUCUUCUGAGAACAGUAGCCACCUGUAUAUUCCACCAGAAAGAGACACCCGAUCUCUGAAACCUUCAUCAUUUACCAAGUUAGCAUAUGAAAAUGGUACCUAUGAGCUUUCAUGGGUGGGAAUUAAAAAUAUAGAUAAUUACACACUAUUUUGGUGUCAACAUAACACUACAAAAAUAUGUGCUGGCCGGUUGGAUUUUGCUGUGCUGGAUCCUAAGAAAAAUAAUCAUAUUAUUGAUUUACCAAAAGAAUACAGAUAUCAGUUUGCAAUAUCAGCGAAUAAUGGUACGAAAACUGGGGGAAUGGUUUGGGCUAACUGUGAUAUAUCAAAAGAUGGAUUUGCUAUGUAUGGCUUUCCUGUACAUUUAGAUUAUGACAUUCCUGGUAAAACAUAUGUAACAUUGAGAUGGGUGAUGGACUGUGCCCUUCAAGAUGGGAUUAUAACAGGAUACAAUAUAAGUUAUUGUCCAAUUGUCCAAACGAGCACGGACUGUGAUGGAAAAGUAAAAUAUGUUUUUAUUCCUAAUCCUAAACAAAUGGACAUUACAAUAAAUAAUUUACUGCCUUAUAAAACCUAUCAGUUUACAUUUUACCUUAAAACUAUCUAUGGCCAAAAGAAAAUUGAAAAUGCUACUGCAAGUAUAACAACUUCAGAAGAUAGACCUACGAGUCCAGUAAAUGUUCACAUACCAGAAAUUCAGAAUGAUUCAUUGACUGUUUCCUGGGAUCCUCCUAUACAAAGGAAUGGUAACAUUGGUAAAUAUAUCAUUUCCAACUAUGGUAAAGAAAUUUAUGUUGAUAUAGUUUCUGAAACUGCAAACAUCUCUAGACGGCAAGUCACAAUACCUGAUUUACAAGGAUUCACUAAUUAUUCUUUGACCGUACAGGCUUGUAAUAUUCCCUUAGGCUUGUGUUCUAUAGUUGGAUAUAAUGAUACAAUAUUUGUACGAACAAGAAUAGGUUCUCCUAGCAGACUGAAAGCCCCUACUGUGAAAAACAGUCCUGAUAUGUUAAAAUGGGAACCACCUACAAUACCAGGUGGAACUGUAGAUCUGUACCAGAUAAGAAGAGUAAGGGAUGAUAUGGAACCUGAAAUUAUGAAUACAACAGAUUUACAAUAUUCUCUUACUCAUUGUGAAGGUGUUGUUUCAACGGAAAUUUACCAAGUAAGAGCUGUUAAUUUUGACUUUGAUUUGUAUCAUGGAGUCCUAGGUACCGAAAAUGUGACAUUACCCAAAAGAAUUUCGAAUGAAUCUCACAUUGAGUAUCCAGGUCCCUGGAGUGAACCUAGUACUGUUGCUUGUAGGAGCAGAGAUGGACUGACAAUGAUCAUAAUAUUUUUGUCUAUAUUCUCUAUUAUUGGAUGUAUUUACGGUUCAACAAAACUUUACAAAAAAUAUAGAAAAAUGGAAGAUAUUAAGCCAGUCCUGCCAAAUGGUUUGGGUAUUCCUGAAAAAGAUAUUUCGAAGUACACAUUUGGUGGUUGGAGUCCAACAAACAAAGAGGAGAAACCUUCGUCUGAUGAAAUGCUCUUGUUACCUAACACUCAAACAACAGUUUCAUCACCAGACAUGAAACAAAAAGAUGAGAAUUCUAGUGAUCAAACUGAUUGUACCAUCAUAUCUGACUCGUCACAAGGACCUAUUGAUCAACAAGUGUCAACAUUAGAUGACGUUUCAGAUUCUUCUCUUCACAUUGAACCAGAAUCUAAAACAAAUGAUGUUGAUAAUAAUGAGAUUCAAGAAGAAAACACUGCCUCGAAAGAUAUAGAAACUUCGCAAAAUUCUCCUUACUUUAACAAUGAAUCUUUUAGGAGAAAUCCGACAACUGGCUAUGUCCAAUCUGUAGUAAAUCCUGCAACUGGAUACUUGCAGUCAGAACCAGCAUCAGUACCAGCACCAUCAUCAAUAAGUACACCUUUGUGUUGUUCACCUCAACCUGCCAGUACAAGUUACGUUAUGGCCGGUCUGCCGCCAACGAUAUUUACUAAUGCGACAUCGCAAGUUACAAAUCCACCAGCUCCAUCUUCGGGAUACGUUCUGGCUGAAGAUCCGAAUCAUAGAUCUAUAACGAAUUUCUCUAAAUUAGGAACUCUACCUCCCAAGUCCAUUGGUCCAGAAAGCUUGCCUACGAUGCCUACCUUGCCUACGCCAGCAAAGCAUUCCACAGACAGUAGCUAUAUUCAGCUUCAAGCAUUAAAUUCCUUACCUAGUCUUAAGGCCACCGUACGAAACCCUGUGCCAUUGAAGCCAUCAAGCUCGAAUGGCUACGUCAGUCCGGAAGACUGCGUCCUUAAUAAACAUCUAAAUAAUAUGCUAUCAGCUGGUCAACUUGCCGAGGAGCCUGCUAUAUUAGACCCGACAAUGUCUCCCGAGGCUUAUUGUCGGUUUUCCUGGAGCACUGACCCCGCGAAUGAUAAUUUACACACGUUACUCGCCGAUACGCCCACGCGAACGUCCAAGAAUUGAGUCAAUCAUAGUAUAUAAGUUGACACAGAACUGAUUAAUGAAGAUAGACUAGCUGUGACUGAAUUGUAAAUAGGAAUUAGUUUUACUGUGUAUAAUAAUAAUAAUUUAACGGACAUUAAUAUAUCAUCCCCGAUA
Molecule: messenger RNA, 4184 nt
Organism: Melitaea cinxia (Glanville fritillary)
Lineage: Eukaryota; Metazoa; Arthropoda; Insecta; Lepidoptera; Nymphalidae
Gene: dome
Product: cytokine receptor
Exons: 1
Coding region: 282-4049 (1255 amino acids)
Molecular function (GO): protein binding
Source: RefSeq, a predicted model, not a curated record